AUGGAAAAAAAUGGAACAAGUGACUUACAAGUUCCUAAGGUUGUCAUGCUCUCUAAUGACUUGAAGAUUAUUUCUAAUAGCAUGCUAGAUGAUAAGAGUGAUGGUCAUAUUACAGAUGUGGAAAACACUACUGAACAACAAAAGGGUGAACAACAAAAGGGGGUGCAAGUUGAUGAUGAUGAAACGGCUGUUACCAAUGGUGUUUUUACUAGUACUUAUAUGCAUAAAAGAAAAGAUAAAGACAUAAACUUCGAGGUGGAAAUGAAAGUUAAUGAUUUGGGGCUUCUAUCUGAGAACCAAGGUGGAAUGAAUGGUAUAGGUUCGAUUGCUAAAUGUUAUACCAUCUUUCCUAGGUCAAGGAAAAGAGAAAAAUCUAGGGUAGAUCAUGGAUUACUUAUUGUUAAUGAUCUCUUAUUGAAAAUGGUGGAGUUAUGGGUUAUUAUAUGGGAGUUUGUAAGUUGA
Molecule: messenger RNA, 462 nt
Organism: Lactuca virosa
Lineage: Eukaryota; Viridiplantae; Streptophyta; Magnoliopsida; Asterales; Asteraceae
Source: the annotation of a GenBank genome assembly